Messenger RNA from Caenorhabditis bovis, 1305 nucleotides. The record is from the annotation of a GenBank genome assembly. NCBI's taxonomy places the organism in Eukaryota, Metazoa, Nematoda, Chromadorea, Rhabditida, Rhabditidae.
AUGGUCUUGAAGCGAAUUGCGGCUUCUACUGAAGUCUCCGCCAAAGUUCUCGGCGAGACCUUGCAGUUUCCCAGCGGCAAAAAAGCGCAAAAUCGAUUUCUGAAGGCGGCAUUAACUGAAAGAAUCAGCACGUAUGAUGCUUCAAAUAUUCAGAAAUCCGGAAUUCCGACGAAUAAAAUUCAUAAUUUGUAUGAGAAAUGGGGAAAUGGGCAAUUUGGGAUGAUUUUGACCGGAAAUGUUCUUGUCGAUCCGGUAAACUUGGAAUCUGCUGGAAAUGCGAUAAUCUGUAAAGAAGGCGAUAAUAUUGAAAGGAGAGAAGCUUUCAAAAAAUGGGCAAAAGCUAUGAAAUCGGAUGGAGCGCUGGCGCUGGCUCAGCUUUCACAUGCGGGUCGCCAGACUCCCGUGCUUGUACACCCAACACCAUUCGCGCCUUCUGAUGUUCAACUAACCGCGCAAGUCAAAACGGAAGUCAUCGAUCGAUUUGUGUUCGCCGCGAAAUUUUGUUAUGAGUCGGGAUUCGAUGGAAUUCAAUUGCACGCUGCUCACGGAUACCUUCUGGCUCAAUUCACGUCACCGACGACCAACAAGAGAACCGAUCAGUAUGGAGGAUCAUUGGAGAAUCGCAUUCGAGUCAUUCUUGAGAUUCAUGAAGCGAUUCGAAAGGAGAUUCCCGCUUCGACUGGAUUCCUGGUUGGGAUCAAAAUGAAUUCGGUCGAGUUUCAAGAAGAGGGAACCACUGUCGAUGAUGCUGCCGGAAUGGCGAAAAAGCUUGAGGAAGUUGGAUUCGAUUUCGUUGAGCUUUCCGGUGGCACAAUUGAGAAAUUAGCAUUUUCGCAUUUACGCGAUUCGACAAGAAAACGAGAAGCGUUCUUCCUGGAAUUUGCUCAGAACAUUCGGCCUGUCUUCAAGAAUACCGUAGUGUAUUUAACUGGCGGAUUCCGAACCGUCAAAGCUAUGGUAGAAGCGAUUGAAGAGAACGCGACGCAGGGAAUCGGAUUGGGACGACCGAUAACUGCCGAGCCAGAUUUGCCAAUGAAGAUCCUCGCCGGCAAAGUGUUUUCGGCAGCCGACGCGCGUUUAAACCAAGACGAUUUCGGCAUCACGAACAUGGCGAGCAACACACAAAUGGAGCAAAUGGGACGCACCAGUGUACAAGAAGCCAACAAUGAUUUGAUGCUGGGAAUCAGCGACUUUAGCGAUCAGGAGACGGCUGACAACUAUCUCGCCGCUGUGAAAUUGUAUACGGAAAAGAUUAAGGCUGAAGUGGCGCAAGGGAAACCGAUUCAUGGAGUUUUGGAAUUUUGA